AUGUGGGUAUUUGGCUACGGUUCCAUCGUCUGGAAGACUGAAUUUCCUGCAGAGGACACGGUGUUUGGUUACGUUGAAGGCUGGCAUCGUCGCUUCUGGCAGGGUAGUCCAGACCAUCGUGGCUCGCCCGAGGCAAAAGGUCGCGUUGUCACACUCAUUAGCCGCGAGGAGAUGAAGAAAUUUGACGACGAGUUUGCACACUUGGCGGGUGACCACAUCACAUGGGGUCGUUUAUAUAAAGUACCAGACGAGGAUGUUCAGGAUACGCUUACUAAGCUUGACAACCGUGAACAGGCCGGCUAUGACCGCCAACUAGUGGAUGUACACUGCGUUGAUGGUGUGCUGCGCAAGGCGCUGGUAUACAUUGCCACGCCUACAAACUCGGACUUUCUAGGCCCAUCACCCGUAGACGAGAUGGCCAAGGAGAUUGCCACUCGACGUGGCUUUAGUGGCCCGAACUUUGAGUACCUCUUUAAGCUUUGCGACUGUAUGCGUACAUUGCAGGUUCGUGAUCCCCACCUCAUCGCACUGGAGAAAGCCACGCUUAAAUACACGUCCAUGAUCAAUUGGAGCACUAGUGGCAAUGGAUGUGGCGUUCAGUAA
Molecule: messenger RNA, 603 nt
Organism: Peronospora farinosa
Lineage: Eukaryota; Oomycota; Peronosporomycetes; Peronosporales; Peronosporaceae
Source: the annotation of a GenBank genome assembly